This is a messenger RNA of Tigriopus californicus, 1740 nucleotides long. It is a transcript of the gene Eno, whose product is annotated as enolase-like. Bases 165 to 1469 code for a protein of 434 amino acids. The record is from RefSeq and is a predicted model, not a curated record. Lineage: Eukaryota; Metazoa; Arthropoda; Copepoda; Harpacticoida; Harpacticidae. Gene Ontology annotation, biological process: glycolytic process. Gene Ontology annotation, cellular component: phosphopyruvate hydratase complex. The transcript is spliced from 4 exons. Gene Ontology annotation, molecular function: magnesium ion binding; phosphopyruvate hydratase activity.
AUUACCGAUUGGCCCGUCGGCCGGCCGUUGAACGCUCUCCUACCGAGACUUGGAUUGCUCCUCCUCUCCCUUAACUUCUCAUUCCACCGGAUCCCUUCGUUGUUCCUACACACGCAAGUUGUUCCCGAGAAAUACAUCGACUCUUACUGACGACUCUCAUCAAAAUGCCCAUCAAGAAGAUCCACGCCCGUCAAAUCUUCGACUCCCGGGGUAACCCCACCGUGGAGGUGGACCUCACCACCGAGAAAGGCAUUUUCCGAGCGGCCGUGCCCUCUGGCGCCUCUACCGGCAUCUAUGAGGCCCUGGAGCUCCGCGACCAGGACAAGUCCAAGUAUAUGGGCAAGGGCGUGUCCAAGGCGGUGGAGAACAUCAACACCAUUAUCGCCCCCAAGUUGGUGGAGAUGAGCUUGGACCCCGUGGACCAAGCCAAUGUAGACAAAGUCAUGUUGGACAUGGACGGCACUGACAACAAGAACAAGUUGGGCGCCAACGCCAUCUUGGGCGUGUCUAUGGCCGUGUGCAAGGCCGGUGCCGCUCAUAAGGGCGUACCUUUGUACCAGCACAUUGCCGACUUGGCCGGUGUCAAGGAGGUUAAGAUGCCCGUGCCCGCUUUCAACGUCAUCAACGGCGGAUCGCACGCCGGCAACAAGCUGGCUAUGCAGGAAUUCAUGAUCUUGCCCACGGGUGCGGCCAAUUUCACCGAGGCCAUGCGCAUGGGCUCCGAGAUCUACCAUCAUUUGAAGGCCGGCAUCAAGGCCAAGUACGGUUUGGAUGCCACUGCCGUGGGUGACGAGGGUGGCUUUGCCCCCAACUUCCAGAACAACAAGGAGGCUCUAGAGCUCUUGGUGGGGGCCAUCGACAAGGCCGGAUACACUGGCAAGAUCCAGAUUGGCAUGGACGUGGCCGCGUCGGAAUUCCGCAAGGGCGAGAAGUACGAUCUGGACUUCAAGAACCCCGAAUCCAAGGAAGCCGACUGGAUCUCGUCCGAUGCCUUGGGCGAAAUGUACAAGGGCUUUAUCAAGGACUUCCCCGUCACUUCCAUCGAGGAUCCCUUCGAUCAAGACGACUGGGAGGGCUGGACCAAGUUGACCGGCGAAACCUCCAUCCAAAUCGUCGGUGACGACUUGACCGUGACCAAUCCCAAGCGAAUCCAAAUGGCCGUGGACAAGAAGUCGUGCAAUUGUCUGCUCUUGAAGGUCAACCAAAUCGGCUCAGUCACAGAGUCCAUCGAGGCCCACAACCUCGCCAAGAAGAAUGGCUGGGGCACUAUGGUCUCGCAUCGAUCUGGCGAGACAGAGGAUUGCUUCAUUGCCGAUUUGGUGGUGGGUCUCUGCACCGGCCAAAUCAAAACUGGAGCGCCUUGCCGAUCUGAGCGUUUGGCCAAGUACAAUCAAUUGCUCCGGAUUGAGGAGGAGUUGGGAGCCAAUGCCAAGUUUGUGGGCGAGAAGUUCCGCAACCCUGAUGCUUAAAUAAACUGACCCCUCUGCACCAACAAGAAUCGAGGAGAGAACAUUUCCGAAAUAAUCUUGCUGAACUAAGCUGAGGUGUGCUGAUACACCUCACUGCUGCGGGAUUUCCACCUGACCCGCUCAACUUGGCCAGGUCUAAACCAUCACCAUUACCAUUUUAAAUAUGUCUCCUUAACUAAAAAAAAACAGUGAAAAAUUAAUGUCUUGGAAUUUAGAUUCAACCUUAUUUUAAGCAUUGCACGGUGAAUAAACUUGUAGCUUUAACUCUAAA